GGUUAUAUCAAAGAUGUCCACGAAGACUCACUCACAAUUGUAUUUGAAAACAACUGGCAGCCAGAGAGACAGUUGCCCUUCAGUGACGUGCGGUUGCCUCCUCCAGCCGACUACCACAAGGAAAUUGGUGAAGGAGAGGAGGUGGAGGUUUACUCCAGGGCCAACGAACAGGAGCCAUGCGGCUGGUGGUUGGCACGGGUCAGAAUGAUGAAGGGAGAGUUCUACGUGAUUGAAUAUGCGGCAUGCGAUGCCACGUACAACGAGAUAGUCACGUCAGAGCGCAUCAGGCCACUAAACCCCAACAGCCCUGCCUCUCGAAACACCUUCCACAAGAUCCCCAUCCCCGUCCCAGAAGACCUGAGGGACAUCUGUGCAAACGACAACAUUCACAAAGACUUCAGGAAAGCAAUCGGAGCCAACUGCAUCUUCUAUAGUGCCCAAACACACGAGCUCAUCGUGCUGUCUACAAAUGAAACCACAGUAAAGCGUGCAGGUCUUCUGAGUGACAUGCAUUUCCGCAGCAUCCGUACCAAGCUUAUGCUAAUGUCCCGCAAUGAAGAAGCCACCAAACAUCUGGAGACAAGUAAGCAGUUAGCGUCGGCAUACCAAGAGGAGGUGAGGGUCAGAGAGGACCUGAUGGGCCUCGCCAUUGGCUCGCACGGUGCCAACAUCCAGCAAGCAAGGAAGGUGCCUGGUGUUACAGCGAUCGAACUGGAGGAGGAAAGCUGCACGUUCAGGAUCUAUGGAGAGACCCCAGAGGCAGUGAAGCAGGCCAGAGAGUAUCUGGAGUUCAAAGAAGACUACUUUCAGGUACCCAGGAACCUCGUAGGCAAAGUCAUCGGCAAGAACGGCAAAGUCAUCCAGGAGAUUGUGGACAAGUCGGGCGUGGUCCGCGUCAGGAUCGAGGGGGACAACGACAAAAAGCUUCCGCGCGAGGAGGGCAUGGUUCCCUUUGUGUUUGUGGGAACGAAGGAGAACAUCAGCAACGCUCAGGCCCUGUUGGAGUACCACGUGUCCUAUCUCCAGGAAGUGGAGCAACUGCGCCUUGAGCGCUUGCAGAUUGAUGAACAGCUGCGUCAGAUUGGGGUAGGGUACCGUGCACCUCCUGGCCGAACCGGGGGCCCUGGUGUUGAGCGGGAAAAGGGCUACCUGACAGAUGAGAGCACCAAUUCACUCCACACUUCUCGAACCUACGGGGGCCGCGGCAGGGGACGAAGGGCCUCCAACAGCCAGUACUCCGGAUAUGGCACAAACUCUGAACUGUCCAAUGCUUCUGAGCCGGAGGAUGUCACCGAGCGAGACCAGAGGCCCCGUGGUUUAGGCAAUGAUGAGAGGGGCUCCCGACGGGGUGGCAGGGGCCGAGGAUCCAACUCAGGACGAGGCCGUGGAGGGCCAGGAUCCAAGCCUUCAAACUCAAUCAGCUCAGUGCUGAGGGACCCAGACAGUAAUCCUUACUCUCUGCUGGAGGGUGAAGGAGAACUGGCUGAUGCAGACAUCAGUGAAGGCAUGGGAGGAGACCGCCGCAGACGAUCCCGCCGCCGCCGCAACGACCAGGAGCCCAGCGUCAUGGACGCCGCUGCAGAGUCGGACAGCCAGGCUGGCCCCAGUGAGAACGGACUAGAUGAAGAAGCUCGGCCUCAGCGCCGCAACCGAAGCCGCCGCCGUCGUAACCGUGGCAACCGCCCAGAGGGCGGUUCCACCAGCCGCGACAGACAGCCAGAAAGUGUGACUGUCGCUGACUACAUAUCCCGUGCUGAGUCCCAGAGCAGACAGAACCUGCCCCAGAAGGAAAACCAUGCUGGCCCUGAGCCUAAGGAGAACGGCACCACUGCCAAGAAGGAAGAGCGAACACCCUCGAAGCGUUCCCCCAGCAAAGGAUUGACCUCGGCCAGCGAGACCCUGACCUUGGUCAACGGGGUCUCAUAAAGAGACGAGCCCGCCCCCUUGCGAACCCAAGUCUAGAGCAAGACUCCAUGGCAAACUCUGUCCCUGCUUGCAUUAACUUAAACCUUAAACAGAUGAGUGAAAAAGUACCUGACAAAAUACCUGAGUUCAUACUACGAGAGUGAAAAAGUACAAAAAAACGACAAACGCAUCUACUUAAAAACACACGUUAACGGUGUAUGCUAUCCUAUCUAUCAGUACUUAGUGCUUAUUUAAAAAAAAAAAAAGAAAAAAAAAAAACAACUAGCUUGCCAAAAAAGAGCUGGUGGAUAUGACUUGAUUUUUAAAAAUACUGAAACACGAGAAACAGGACGAGACUUUAUUUUUUUUUUUUGUUUUUGUUUUUGUUGUUGUUUUUUUGAACUGUUUGUCUUUAUUUGUGUCUUUAUUUUUUUUGUUAAUGCUAAUUUUGUUCAUUGUUUAUCACUGGUUUCGACUCGGCGGUCGCUCUCUCUCAACCAAAACAGACACAUCUCUGAAAGUGUUAAAGUGCACGCAGGAGAGAUGUAAGCUGUGUGAGCAGACAGUCCGGCUCAUGUGACACCAUGUUCGCACACUGAACCUGGGAGUGAAGACGGAUUGGAAUACUGAUUAGACAUUGUGCCUUGAAUUUGAAAAAAAUAUAUAAUAUAGAAAAAAAAAAAAAAAAAA
Molecule: messenger RNA, 2595 nt
Organism: Archocentrus centrarchus (flier cichlid)
Lineage: Eukaryota; Metazoa; Chordata; Actinopteri; Cichliformes; Cichlidae
Gene: fxr2
Product: FMR1 autosomal homolog 2
Exons: 16
Coding region: 205-1926 (573 amino acids)
Biological process (GO): animal organ development; positive regulation of long-term neuronal synaptic plasticity; regulation of mRNA stability
Cellular component (GO): neuron projection; nucleus; cytoplasmic stress granule
Molecular function (GO): mRNA 3'-UTR binding; translation regulator activity
Source: RefSeq, a predicted model, not a curated record